AUGCAAUCCGUACAAGAUACCAACAAUGUGAUUACAACGACUGUUCUUAACUUGUCUGUUUCGAAACAAUUGUUAUUGGUUACAGAUCCGAAAAUACGACAACUAAGAAAAAUUCUUGCUGUCAUAUAUGGCAUUUGUCUUGUUGUUUGUGUGUUUGGUUUAAUUAAUGCGACAUUCUCAAGAACUAUCGAGUAUUGUUUAAUACCAAAUGGAUAUUAUGAAGAAAUUGCUGAAUAUAUUAUUGCAAUUCUCUUCUAUGCCAUCGGAUUAUUUGUUACAUUUCGAUAUUCUGAAACAGGUUUACGAGUGAUAGCUUGGAUAUCCAUUAUUGAAUUAGUUGGUAUUGGUAUUGCUAUUUUACUUCUCAUCUGUACUGAUUUCACCGAUAGACAUGCACAAAAUUCCAUUACAAAAUACUCAGUUGCUAAUCAACAAGACAACAGUCGUGUAAUUAUUAAGCACAUGGGCUCUUUGAUGUGUACUAUUGUAUACAUAAUUGCUUUUGUUUUCGAAGUAAUCAUCGUAAUAUUAACAUCCAAAUUGGCCAAACUUAUCGGUGUCAAGAAAACUAUAGCCAUUCAACAAAUUCAGCACGUUGUUUAG
This is a messenger RNA of Rotaria sordida, 603 nucleotides long. The record is from the annotation of a GenBank genome assembly. Lineage: Eukaryota; Metazoa; Rotifera; Eurotatoria; Philodinida; Philodinidae.